AUGGCUUCCAGCGAUCACAAUCGCUACGAUGACUCGGAGGAAGAGGACGACUUCAACCCUGCCCCCGCCGAUCUGUCCGACGAGGAACCCGACCACGACGCCACCAACAAGCACGCACGCGACAGCAGUCCCGUUGCCGACGACGACCACGAUGCCCCUGCACCUUCGAAGUCGAGAAUUCCAGACGAUGACGACGAAGACGAGGAACAGGAUGAAGAUGAUGCUAUCCAAAAUGACGAUGAAGAAGACGAGGAAGAAGAGGAUGAUGAGGACGAGGACGAUGUACAACAGGGACAUCGCCGCAAGCGCAGAAAGGACCGCCGCGCUGCCUUCUUCGAUAUCGAAGCCGAGGUCGACGACGAAGAGGAUGGCGAGGAUGAGGAGAAAGACGGUGAGGAGAUAGAGGACUUCAUCGACAACGCCCAUCCCGACGAUAUUGCCGAAAGCGGAGGUCUCGAUGAUGACAGACGUCACAGAGAACUCGACCGUCGCCGCGAGAUGGAGGCGAGCAUGGAUGCUGAAAAGCAGGCCGAGAUUCUUCGUCAGCGUUACGGCAACCGCCGCCCGAACAAGGGAUUUGGAGAUUCUGCCGUCGUUCCCAAGCGUUUGCUCAUGCCCAGUGUCGAUGAUCCUACUAUUUGGGCCGUCAGAUGCAAGGAAGGGAAAGAGCGGGAGGUCGUUUUCUCCAUCAUGAAGCGUGUCGAGGAGAGGAUGGGCACGAAGGAUGAACUGGCCAUCAUCUCGGCAUUCGAACGCGGUGGUCCAACUUCCGUUAUGAAGGGUUACAUCUACGUCGAAGCCAACCGUUCCACCGAUAUCAUGGUGGCUCUUGAUGGCAUGUUCAACGUCUACCCCCGCUCCAAGAUGAUUCUGGUCGACAUUAAGGAUAUGCCCGACUUGCUCCGUGUCACAAAGACACCCACCCUUGAGCCUGGCGCCUGGGUCAGACUUCGGAAGCCUGCCAAGCACGCCGGCGAUCUUGCCCAAGUCAUCGACGUUACCGAGAACGGCCUCGAGGCCAGAGUCCGCUUCAUCCCCCGCCUUGACUACGGAAUGAGAGACGACGCUCUCGCUUCCGCCCUCACCCUCGAUGGCAAACGAAAACGACCCAUUGGCAUGGCCGGACCGCGGCCCCCUCAGCGUCUUUUCAACGAGACUGAGGCUCGCAAGCGGCACCCCAGGCACAUACAAGGCAAUCCGACCACCAAGGUAUGGAACUACAUGGGUGACGAGUUCGAGAAUGGCUUCCAGGUCAAGGAUAUCAAAAUCCAGCAACUAGUGGUUACAGACGUCAACCCGACCCUGGAAGAAGUCACCAGAUUUGCCUCUGGUGCAGAGGACGGUACCGAGAACCUCGAUCUCAAGGCCCUUGCUUCCAGCCUCAAAGACAGCAACAUCAAUGUCACUUACUUGCCCGGCGACAUCAUUGAGGUCUAUGAAGGCGAGCAGAAGGGUGUUGUCGGAAAAGCCACCAACGUCCAGGGUGACAUUGUCACGAUGCAGGUCACGGAGGGAGUACUGGCGGGCCAGGUCAUCGAAGUCCCCACCAAGGGUCUGAGGAAGCGGUUCAGAGUCGGAGAUCACGUCAAGGUCACCAGCGGCAGUCGAUUCCGUGACGAGGUCGGUAUGGUUGUCAAGAUCUCAGAAGACAGGGUUACCUUCUUGACAGACCAGACCAACACGGAAGUCACGGUUUUUAGCAAGGACUUGCGGGAAGCAAGUGACAUUGGCGGACAGGGCUCGCUGGGCCAGUAUGAGCUCUUUGACCUGGUUCAGUUGGACCCAACCACGGUCGGUUGCAUUGUCAAGGUUGACCGCGAAUCUGUGGUCGUGCUCGACCAGAAUGGAGAUACGCGGCAAGUUAUGCCGUCGCAGAUUGCCAACAAGCUUCCCAAGCGGAAAAUCGCCGUUGCUGCUGACAGGAACGGCUCCGAGAUCAGGCUCGACGAUGUGGUCCGAGAGUAUGGCGGUCAACAGCGUCAGGGCAAGAUCAUUCACAUUCAUCGCGCCUACGUCUUCUUGCACAACAACGACAGCAACGAAAAUGCCGGCGUCUUCGUCACCAAAGCUGGCAACGUUAACACCAUUGCCGCCAAGGGUGGACGCGUACUUUCAGCUGGUCCCAAUCUGGAUCAGAUGAACCCUGCCAUGAAGCGCAACCCUAACGGCUCCGAGAGCAAAAUGGCGCCGCCCAAAAGUUUUGGAGGACGAGAUCGUGCGAUUGACAAGACCGUCAUCAUCAGGAAGGGUGGUUACAAGGGCCUCCUGGGCAUCGUCAAGGACGCUACGGAUACCCACGCCCGUGUGGAGCUACACACCAAGAGCAAAACCAUCACUGUACCCAAGGAUCACCUCAGCUUUAAGGACAAGAUCACGGGUGCGAAGAUCGAAAUUAAUGGCCGGGGUCGUGGUGGCCACAGUGGUCCUCCCGGGGGCGGUCGUGGUGGACAUGGAGAUUGGCAGGGAGGCAGAACGCCAGUCGCCUCCAGCAGUUCCGAGAGAACGCCCGCUUGGGGUUCGAGAACCCCCGCGCCGGCUAGCGGCCGUACUCCGGCUUGGAAGUCGAGCGGCCCGGAUUACUCCGGGUCACGUACACCGGCCUGGGCCGAUGGGUCCCGAACUGCCUACGGCGAUGGAAACCGUACCGCGUAUGGCGGAGGAUCGCGGACGCCGGCAUGGCAGUCUGGUGCCAAGACACCGGCUCACGAUGCCUUCGGGUUGGGAUCGAAGACACCUGCAUACGGAGGAGGGGAUGCCUGGGGCUCUGGCUCCAAAACACCCGCAUAUGGUGGCUCUGCACCGACGCCGGGUGCCAGCGGAAGCGACUCGUGGGGAUACACGCCCGGACAGUCUGGCUACGAUGCUCCGACGCCCGGCGGAGCCCUUCUUGGUGCGCCAACGCCAGGCGCACUCAAUGCCCCCACGCCUGGUGCCUACUCGGCGCCAACCCCGGCGGCCGCGAGCGCCCCAACCCCCGGCGGCGGAUGGCAAGGCGGGUGGGGUGCCGACUCGGCCCCGACUCCUGCUGCAGGUGCGCCUACUCCCGCUGCCAGUGGCUUCACCUCGUCAUCUGCCUAUUACGGCGCGCCUACACCUGCAGCAUAUGGCGCGCCCGAGACGCCGGCAGCAAGUGGGCCCAGAUACACCGAUGAUGACUAG
This is a messenger RNA of Colletotrichum higginsianum IMI 349063, 3159 nucleotides long. Its product is annotated as Transcription elongation factor SPT5. Gene Ontology annotation, biological process: transcription elongation by RNA polymerase II; regulation of DNA-templated transcription elongation; regulation of transcription by RNA polymerase II. The transcript is spliced from 3 exons. The record is from RefSeq and is a predicted model, not a curated record. Gene Ontology annotation, cellular component: DSIF complex. Gene Ontology annotation, molecular function: protein binding; mRNA binding. NCBI's taxonomy places the organism in Eukaryota, Fungi, Ascomycota, Sordariomycetes, Glomerellales, Glomerellaceae. The coding region runs from base 1 to 3159 and encodes 1052 amino acids.